AUGGCGGACCAGAGUACAAGUGAAAAUACUCCGGAAAGUCCAAAAGAAGGUACUACUCCUACUGACCUAUGGAAUUGCUGUCUCAUGGGACCAGAUAAGAUGGAUGUGGUGCCUUCGAGUGAGGAUCAACAGUUAUUGACUUUGUCGUCGACACAAACUUAUGAUGGUCAGGCUGUUGCAGGAUUGGAAGCAGGUAACAGCUUAGCUCCAGUUUCUGAUUAUCCGAGUUCCAUGUAUGGGCCAUAUUUACCUGAUGAAGUGGAACAUUUGAGUACAGAUGUGAAAGAUGGAAAUGCUGAAGUUGGAGUUUGUGGUUUGAAAAACCUUGGCAACACUUGCUUCAUGAAUUCAGGUCUACAGUGUUUGCUGAGUUGCCCAAGUCUCUGUUGUUUCUUACUUGAAGAAGAAAAGAUUCCCAAAGAUUCUUUGAUUGAGAAAUUUAGCGCUUUGGUUUGUAAGUUCUGGAGCGGAGAAUACUCAGUGUUACAUCCAUCUGAGUUUAAAGAAACACUUGGCUUUGUGCACACACAGUUUAAAGAUUACAGACAGCAUGAUGGCCAAGAGUUCCUAGCCUUACUUCUUGAUAGUCUCCAUGAAGAACUUAACCAUGCCAAGGAAUUACAUAAUGAGGAAGACGUCUCGGAGGUGUCUACCGAUGCGGGAGAAAAAGAGACUGAAGAGAGUACAUCGGAUGUUUUAGAGAAGAAUGAGGUUGAGGAGGAAAGCGAAGAGAGUAGAUCUGAGAUGAGUGUCUCUGAACAAGAAGAGAGUAUGGAUACAUCAAUUUUAGAGGACUCUUCAACCCAAGAUAAUGUUAUAAAUAUCACAAAACUGCCAAGUAUUGAGGAGUUUUACAUGAAAGAUGUUAAAACACUCAACACUAAUGUUUUAAGGGAAGACAGCCCAACUCCUAUGAUUGCUGUGGACAGUGAUAAAUUCCCCAAAAAUGACAAGUCUCCCACUUCAAAACAGAAGUCUCCAUUGAAGAAUAUGGUUGAAAAUAUGAAUGACACAAGCCCCAGGUCCCCAAGAUUUAAAAAGACAAAUCUACCGGUGGAUAAAAAAAAUAGGUUUGGGAAUUUGGGUGGGGAGGAGGUGACUGGGAAAAUUACACUGCAAGAUAUGGAUGAGGAAAGGGAUUUAGAAUCAAUAAAAAGAAUGAAAAUGGAUGAUGAUGAUGGCGGGACUAUUCUCAAAUCACUUCUCCUCCAAGGCCGGGAUGUUAUCAGGGAAGGACCCUACGAUGUAUUUAACGUGUCGCAGGACAUGGAAGAAGUUCAGAAGAUGAAGGACAUAGUGAUGUGUCGCAGGAAAGAUACUAAUUUGUAUGCAAACACUGCGUCAAAAUUUCCUAUCAGUGCCAAUAACGAGAGUUGCAAUAAUACAUUCAACAGUGACGAGAAACUGGGAAAAUUUGCCCUGGAACCAUUUACCAUAGAACGUAACCUGGAUUACAAGAAGACAGAAACUUUGGACAUUGUUGUUGAAAGCAUCGCAGGUUGUUCGCAAGACUUCAAAGCUCUAGUGAAAGAUGCGACUGUUUGCAAACACAUCCCGUUUGCCAAUAACCAGACCAUUUUAGUUGACAAGGCAGCUCUUUCUAAAAAUCCUUGUAGCAGUGCGUUAACUACUGACCGUGUGGGUGUGAAUGAGCAGAGGGCAAGUAGAGAAGAGAUUGAAUUCUUCGAAGCUGAAAAGGAAUGGCAUAAGUAUUUACAAAGAAACCGCUCAGUCAUCAUUGAUACUUUUCAGGGUCAGUUCAAGAGUACGGUCAUAUGUUCUUCUUGUGAUCAUGUUUCCGUGACUUUUGAACCCUUCAUGUAUCUAUCACUUCCGUUACCUCAUGGCAUGGAAAGACAAAUCGCUGUGACAUGGGUUCCUCUAAAUCGCCUUCACUAUCCAACCAGAUAUCUUUUCAACCUUUUGAAAAUGGAGACCGUGAGACAUCUCAGGUCUUCCCUAGUUAACAUGGUAUUUGGUGGAAAUGUACCACCACCAAAUGACAUUAUCCUUGCUGAGGUGUUCGACAACCACGUGGCUAGAAUAUUGGAGGAUGGAACACACCUGCGGUAUGUAAAUGAUGAUUAUCGGAUGAUAUAUGCCUUUGAAAUGUCACCCAAGCCAGAAUCAGAACUAGAAAGCCAGCAAAUACACCCAAAUAAUCUAUUCAGUACAUUCAGUGACUUUGCCAUGGUUGAAACUGGUAAUCCUGGCUGUAAUUGGAACAUGAAGAAUGAUGAUGAUGUCAUAACUGAAGCCGGUGAUGUGUGCACAACUGUUGAUGAUGUCAUUGUUGAAGGUGAUGACAUCAGCAGUAGAUCAGACAAGCUAGAAGACCCACAUUGUGAAGCUGGAGAUGUAGUGAUGCAAUCUUCAGAGAGUGAUACAGCUCAGGGCAGUGAUAUAUUCAGCAAUAUUGGAUAUUUUGACUCCAAUCUUUAUUCACAUACAUGUACUGAUGGACCAGCUUCAAGUGAGUGUAUUGGAGCAAGCGGAGAUGCUGACAUGACCACUGAUAUUAGUGCUAUCGCCUCAACUAGUCAAACUAGCGACACGUCCGCACCAAUUGAUUCACCAUGUACAGAUAAUAAAAACAAUGAGAUAAAUGUGAGAACUGAGGAUUUUAACACAAGUUGGGUACCAAAUAAUGCUGACAUGAAACCAUGGAGUGAUGGCACUCUCACACAAAACAAUACAGCUACUACCAGCACUGUGGCUUCAGGUGGAAUUUCAUCUGAUUGGAGAUCCUGCGCUAUCUGCUUAGAAGAACUUCCUGAUCAUGAACUUCUUACGCACAUGGAAUGUGGCGGUGCUCUGUGCCACAUCUGUUUAGAGGUGAGUCUGAAUUUUUGA
Saccoglossus kowalevskii is the source of this 2853-nucleotide messenger RNA. RefSeq lists its product as uncharacterized. The record is from RefSeq and is a predicted model, not a curated record. Lineage: Eukaryota; Metazoa; Hemichordata; Enteropneusta; Harrimaniidae. Gene Ontology annotation, biological process: protein deubiquitination. Gene Ontology annotation, molecular function: cysteine-type deubiquitinase activity.